Molecule: messenger RNA, 10899 nt
Organism: Dromiciops gliroides (monito del monte)
Lineage: Eukaryota; Metazoa; Chordata; Mammalia; Microbiotheria; Microbiotheriidae
Gene: ZHX3
Product: zinc fingers and homeoboxes 3
Exons: 6
Coding region: 819-3707 (962 amino acids)
Biological process (GO): regulation of transcription by RNA polymerase II
Cellular component (GO): nucleus
Molecular function (GO): DNA binding; DNA-binding transcription factor activity, RNA polymerase II-specific
Source: RefSeq, a predicted model, not a curated record
UAUACCAACCCCCUCUCCACAGCCCCCACUGCCAGCACCACCCGGCCAUCCAAACCCCCGAGUGCGCGUGCCCGUCCUUCCCAGCCCUCCCUUUUCUCUUCCUCCCACCCUUCCCCACCAAGUCGGAGCCAUCCCACGCGCGCGCGCGCGCGCGCGCGGUCCCCGGCUGUCUGGAGUCAGUUGCUCCGGCGUCCGCGCGCGCUGGUCUGUCUCUGACCCUGCCACUGCCGCCGCGGGGGCCGCCGGGGCCUCGUCCUGUCGCCGCCAGCAGAGCGCGAGCGCCGGAAUCCAGGCGCGCGGCUCCCCUGCUCCGGCUUGGCCAGAACACACCCAGUAUGUGUGAGCAGUUCUGUAGAGUCUCCAGGAAUGCUGACUAUUUACCAAGCCAGAGAAAUGCACCUUUGACUGUAAGACUGUUAAAUUCCUGGACUAGCUAUCUUCCCUGAAGGACUUCAAAUGGAUCUUUACAAGUUAUCUACAGUGAUAGACUAAGAAUGACCUACCAAGGACUGAAUCAUAACCACAGGUGCUGUGACAAAAAACACUUUAAAGAUGCAUAGAAGUCUGAUUAAAGUGAAGAGGAAGAACUGGAUAAAAUAAUGAGAGUCUUGCAGUUAUGGUAUACAUUAUUUCCUGGUUCAACUUAUUUCACACUGCAUCGGCUCAUGUUUAACAGGAAAAAUGUACACUCUUCAUCCAAUUAAAAAUCAGCUCUUGGAGAAUACUUCUUUGAACCUCAUGGAUUAGCUGGAAUUUGGACUGUGAAGCCCUUGCUUAGAAGAGUUUUCAAUUUUUGAUCACUUGAACAGACUCUAGCAAUGGCCAGCAAACGGAAAUCCACCACCCCUUGCAUGAUACCAGUAAAAACUGUAGUUUUACAGGAAACAGAGGCAGACCCUGUUGAAGGUUUUAAUGAAGGAACUCAGCAAGAGUUACCUCCUGAAACACCUACUGUUAAUGAUACAGUUAACAACAACAACAAUAACAAUGGAACACUAUCUAAUGGGCAUCGAAGUACUUUUGAUGGUGAUUCUUACGUAUGUAAAUAUUGUGAUUUUGGGUCUCAAGACAUGAAUCAAUUUAUGGGGCAUAUGAACUCAGAACACACAGACUUUAAUAAAGACCCCUCUUUUGUUUGUAUUGAAUGCAGUUUUAUGGCAAAAACCUCUGAAGGGCUUUCACUCCACAAUGCCAAAUGUCAUCCUGGUGAAAUCACCUUCAUUUGGAAUGUGGCCAAACAGGACAAUCAUAUAACUAUAGAGCAAAUCAUCUCUGAUAACACCAGCAGUCAUGACCUUUCAGGGGAGUCCUAUGAAGAAGGGAUAGAUGGGCAAGCUGAAAUUAUCAUUACUAAAACUCCAAUUAUGAAGAUAAUGAAAGGGAAAGCUGAAGCCAAAAAAAUUCACACGUUGAAGGAAAACUUGCCGAAUCCAUCUGUUGGAGAGAAUUUACUAAGUCAGCCAACUGGGGAGAACUUAGUCAGUCAGUCAGCUGGUGAAACUGAGAUGAAAGAGAGUGACCAUUCUUUCACCAAUGGAUCUGUCCCAGUCAGCCAAGCAACCAGCAACCCUGUGAAAGCUUCACAUGUUGCCAAUGGCCCACUAAUUGGGACUGUGCCUGUUUUGCCUGCUGGCAUUGCUCAAUUUUUAUCUAUUCAACAGCAACCCCAAGUGCAUCCACAACACCAUCACCACCAGCCACUUCCCACAUCCAAGUCACUUCCUAAAGUGAUGAUUCCACUGAGCAGCAUUCCAACAUAUAAUGCAGCCAUGGACUCAAAUAGCUUCCUGAAAAACUCUUUCCAUAAGUUCCCUUACCCAACCAAAGCUGAGCUUUGCUACUUGACUGUUGUGACCAAGUACCCUGAAGAACAACUAAAAAUUUGGUUUACUGCCCAAAGAUUGAAGCAAGGUAUCAGUUGGUCCCCUGAGGAGAUAGAAGAUGCACGGAAAAAGAUGUUUAACACAGUUAUCCAGUCAGUACCUCAGCCUACAAUCACAGUUUUAAAUACACCUUUGGUUGCCAAUGCUGGCAAUGUCCAACAUCUCAUCCAGGCUGCCUUACCUGGUCAUGUUGUUACAGGGCAACCAGAAGGUACAGGCGGAUUGCUGGUUACUCAGCCAAUAAUGGCCAAUGGGCUACAGGGAACAAGUUCCUCUCUCACCUUAGCAGUUACCUCUGUUCCCAAGCAGCCAGCUGUUGCACCGCAUAACACUGUUUGCUCAAAUACUGCAUCCACCGUAAAGGUGGUAAAUGCUGCUCAGUCUCUGCUCACUGCAUGCCCAACUAUAACAUCCCAAGCUUUCAUAGAUAAUAGCAUCUACAAAAAUAAAAAAUCUCAUGAACAGCUAUCAGCUCUGAAAGGUAGCUUUUGUAGGAAUCAGUUCCCUGGACAAGGUGAAGUAGAGCACUUGACCAAAAUUACAGGCCUUACUACAAGGGAGGUUCGAAAAUGGUUCAGUGAUAGAAGAUACCAUUGCAGAAAUUUGAAAGGUACUCGAGGCAUGUUACCUGGAGAUAAUAGCUCUAUGAUUAUGGAUGCCACACCUGAUGUUACUUUUACUCUGUCACCCAAAGCACCUGACCUAGCCUGUGUAACAACAGCAACAACACCAGGGGUUCAUCACUCAGCCAAACGGCAAUCCUGGCAUCAGACACCAGAUUUCACCCCAACAAAAUAUAAGGAGAGAGCUCCAGAACAGCUCAGAGCCUUGGAGAGCAGUUUUGCACAAAAUCCUCUUCCCCUUGAGGAAGAAGUAGACCGACUGAGAAGUGAAACCAAAAUGACAAGAAGAGAAAUUGAUAGCUGGUUUUCAGAGCGACGAAAAAAAAAGUCUGCGGAAGAGAACAAAAAAUCAGAAGAAGCAGCUUCUCAAGAGGAGGAAGAGGCUGAAGAAGAUUGUGGUGAAGAGGAUCCUGCUGAUGAGUGGAAGGUUUCAAAUGAGAACGGCUCUUCAGAGGCUCUAGGUGGUGACCGUCCUCGAGUGGAACGGAAGGUUAGUCCCAUCAAAAUCAAUCUCAAGAAUCUGCGAGUAACAGAGGCAAAUGGCAGAAAUGAAUCACUAGGACUGAGUGCCAAUGACCAUGAGGAAGAGCAGGGUUUGAGCAAAUCCCUGGAACAACUGAAGAACAAAGUGAAUUAUAAAAAGACUGCCCAGCAAAGGCAUUUGCUCAGGCAGCUGUUUGUCCAAACCCAGUGGCCAACAAAUCAGGAAUAUGAUGGUCUCGUCUCCCAAUCUGGCCUGCCCAGGGCCGAGGUCGUUCGCUGGUUUGGAGACAGCAGAUAUGCACUUAAAAAUGGACAGUUGAAGUGGUAUGAGGACUAUCAGCAUGGUAAUUUUCCCCCAGGUCUAUUGGCCAUCAGUCCAAGCAAUAGAGAGCUUCUUCAGGAUUAUUAUAAAACACACAAGACACUAUAUGAAGAUGAUCUUCAGAGCCUGUGUGACAAAACUCAGAUGAGCUCACAACAGGUUAAGCUGUGGUUUGCUGAAAAAAUGGGUGAGGAAACCCGAGCUGUAUCUGACACUUGCAGUGAGGACCAGGAUUCUAGCACUGGGGAACUAGCAGGAAAUCACAAAGGUACAUGUGAUGCCUACUCAGAAGUGUCUGAGAACAGUGAGUCCUGGGAGCCCAGCGGCCAGGAGAUCAGUUCAGAGCCUUUUGACACACUGAGCCCUCAGGCUGGAAUCCAGCUAGAAGCAGAUUGAACUUAAACCGACUGCUAUGAAGGAUCUGCCAAAUGUGGGAAGAUGUCAAAUCGAAUGGGCCGGAUCUGAACCUCUGCUGCAGGGGCCAGUUACAGUGCCUGCUGCUGUGAGACUUUUAGCCAAGCACACUGGGGAGAGGCUGUUGGGGAACUCACUGGUCAGCCCAGAGCUCUUCACAGCCAAUUUAGGAUAUGCUAAGCUGGGGAGAGCAGGGUUCGUGUCAGAUUCUUCCUCCUGCAAUAUAGGACCUCUUCUUUGCCUUCCAGUGGAUACAAUAUUCAGAUUUCUUAUUCAUGUACAACAGAACCAACUUUUUAACAUAUACAUCCGCCUAUACACAUUUAAUAAAACAUCAGAUUAUAAACAUGUUCAUUACAUAGAAACUUCUGAUUAGCAAAGCAGUGCAUUUCCUUUUUCUCUCUCUGUUUAGUGUCUGUUCUCUGAAGGUUGAUAUCACUACAUAUACUCCUCUUAAAGUUUUUUAUCAGGCUGCAGUGCAUUGAAUCUAGAGAGCAAGUCAUCAGUACACUUACGACUUUAUCUGGAAUCCUUUCUAUGGACCCCUUUCUGAAAAUAAUUCUGCUUUGUUAAGCAGUCUCUGACCAGCAAGGGUAUAAGCAACACUUUUCUUGUCUAAAGUGACAGUUGAAUAAUAGCCAUUUUUCCCCAGGUUAAAAAAACAAACAACUUUUUGGCUACUUGGUUAGUUUCCUUUUCAUGAAAAAUUCUAGAUCAGUUAUCAACUAUUUUUCCAUUAUUGGGUUAAAUGAAGAAUUUGUUGAUCUUGAGCCUGGUAUAUGUAUUCAAAUGCCUACUUCUUAAAGCCAGAAAUGUUCCAGUAUUAGAUAAAAAGAGAUAAAAUCCGUUUAAAAAAAAAAAAAAAGGAAAGGAAAGGAAAGGAAAAAAAAAAAAAGCACAAAGCCACUAUGUUCAGUACCUUUCACCUGAGGAUUUCAAAGCACUUUAUAAAUGUUGAUCUCUAAAUCCUCAUACAAACGGGAAGGAUAAGAUGUGGCAAACAUAAUUACCACUUUACCAGUAAGGAAGCUGAGAAUGAGAUUAAUUGACUUAGUUAUUUGAGAUGGGAAUAGCCCUCAAUUUAAAGUCAGUGGUAUAAGGCUUCCCCAAAAAAUGGCAAAGCUUUUUUAGUCCUCUCUCCCAGUAAAUGCACAAGAUUUAAAGAUUAAGGAUGAAAAUCAUUAAGUAUUUAUUAAUUUUGAAAACGUUCCCCUCAAUUUGUAACCAAAUGUGGUUUAUUUAACUUUAAUCUCUAACUUGUCAUUUUUGCUUACCUGGAAAAGUUGGUAUUUUUGGAAAAUCAGGUAAAAUGAUACCUUUUGAAAUAUGAAAUAAUUGUCUGAAUGUACCGUCCACUUUACAAAGAUCCUCUCAUAUAAGUAUCAACUUCGAUGGAAUAAAUGGCAAGACUUGUGAUCUCAUUUCUCAUAUAUCUCCCAGUACAAGAAUCUUAGACAAUUUUCAAGACUAACCUGUCCAUGCUGAUUAGGGGUAACUGAGCAAUGUACACAGUUAUUUCCAGAGAAUCUCAUAGAAUGUCAGAAUUAGAAGGCACCUCAGAAAUCAUUUAGUUCCCUUAUUUUCCAGAUAAGGAAAUUGAAGCCCCAAGAGUUUAAUUUGUCAAAAGUCACACAGCUAGCACAAUGGGUCCUUGAGUCAAAUUCUCUGAUGCCAAGUCUAGCGGUCACUACUGCAGUCACUGUUCCAUUUCCUUUGUCUUGACUUCAGAUAGGCAAUGAUUGCUAGCUCUUUAGGGUAGAGUUAGGGAGAGCAGGUGACAGGGCUCAAGGGUAUAGAUUAAACUGGGACACAGAAAUUCCUGAAAGAUUAAUGUCUUGGCCCUAUGAUGUGUGCUCAACUGAAGACAAGCAAGUAGAAGUUUAAAGAAAAUUAUGUUGGAAAUUGGGUGGUAUAAACUGUGGCUAACUAGCAGAAAUCAAGCAUUCCCUCCCCUCAACCCUCACUAUCCCAAGUAAGUACUUUGAGGGCACACAUAGCAAGCCACAUGGUUGAAUUCGCCUAUAGUGGAUAAAGGUGCCUUUUCUGGGGGUAUGGGACAUUGUAUUCUGUGGUCUGAGAGAACCCUUUCUUUUGAAAUCAAGGCCUUCAUACUGUUUCUUCCAGAGCCUAACCCCUCUAGUUGAGAAAAUGGCCUGGGAAUUUUACCAAGACUUGCAUUCUGUCAUUAUACACUCCAUGUUGGACAUGAUAUUGGUUGAUUGUGUUGGCUACUAUGUCAAAAGCAUGAAUUUGUAAGUGAUAGCUUCCUCCAGAGAACAAAUACAUGAUUUUUCCCCUCUAGUGUUUAUAUACAGGCAGGUUAAUUUAUAUAUGCACAUUUACAGUACAAAUACUUAUUUGCUAUUACCUUGUAAAAUGUACAUGAUAUGUGCAUUUUAGUAAGUGAAUACCAUAGAUAUUAAGGAAAAAACAGCUCAUGCAUUGGAAAUGAAUGUCUUGGUAUUUAUUUGUACACUGAACAUGACUGGGGGAGAAGCAAAGAGAAGGCCAAUCUCAAAGUAUCCUACUCGAGAAUCACACUUCCAAAGUGACAGCUCUUGAAACACAAUCACUCCCAUAGUUUCUUCAUGUAUUAACUACAGAGUUUUACUGGAGAAUGUUUUCUUGGUUCUUUUACUAGAGGUCAUAUUAAAUGUAUAAUCCAAACACUGUAAUGGAAAAAAAAAGCAAUAGAAAAUUACAGUGUUGGAGCAUAUUCAGGCAGAGUUCACAGAAUAAACUGUGGACGUGAAAAUUGGCCACUAUACAUAAUGUAGGUCCACUUGCAGAAACAGCAGUUUAGUGGAAGACAGGAUCUUUCUAAUAUUGUGAACUUUUUUCAUAUACAUUAGCCCUCUCAAAUGGCUAUGACCUAAUGGUUGCAUGCUCAGCACUGAGAACCAGGGAGGAAGACUGAAAGGGAAAUUCCAGGGAUGCAGAAAAGACCCACGUUCUUCUCAUGUCCUUGUAUCUGAGUAUAUUUAAAUAUAAUUUGAUAUUUGUUCUUGCAGAGAAUUUUACAGAAGCAAGUAAUGAAGGAAGUAGUUUGAGCUCAGAUCCAUGUAUUUAAAAUGGAAUAAAAUAAAAAUAUUAAAUGUGUGGAUGUCAGGCCCAGUGCUUUGGGUGCAAACCUCAGGAGAAACCAAAACCAAGUAGAAAAAUUGGAAGAAAAAAAAAGUGAACAUCUGGGUUUAAUGGUCCUGCCAGCAACCAUUGUGAUAUUCUAGGGCACAUUGCCACAAUUUUGUACGUAGCCAAAGUGUUGUGUUGCCUUCUAAGACAGUCUUUUGAAUUGGGAGUAGGAGGAGAACUGGGAGUUGAGUUGGUCGGUAUUGAGGAAAAAAGAAUGUUUUAUAAAUUGACUAACUUUUCACUUCCUCUUCCCAGUAUGCACUUGGACUUUGGAGAGUAGUAAGACUAUGUACAUUUAUGUUUAUUACCUUUUUUAAAUGUUUAAUUUUUUUAUAUGAAGAUGUAGAUCCAAUUUUUAUAGAUGAAAUCAGAUCUGUUAUGUUGAAGGAAAUAUGGAAUAAUGUGGUAUGCUUUUCAUAUUUUUGAUUACUUGUUUGAAGUUUUGAUUGUAGAAAAGAUCUGUGCUUUAAGAGUUCUCAUUUUUAAAUAGGUUUUUUAAAAAUAGAUUACUGAAGUCUGAUCUCUUAGCACUUUGACUUUUUUUGUUAGUUGAAUGCACUAAUAGGUAGACUGCUUCUUUGAGUGCUGCCUCAUUUCUAAUACUUGAUCCCCUAAUUCAUAUACUUAGGCUCUGGUCCUGAUUUAUUCGUGAUCUUUAUUAUUUGCACUGUUUGCUGAGGACAAAAGUUAGCUUAUGGUAUUAGAGGGGAUCUUUCCUUGGUUUCAAGCAUGUAGGCAGUUAUUCCUACUCCCCUCUUGCCUGGGAUUCUGUCAUAGAAAUUCAGCACAUUUCUCCAGGCUGGCAUCCUGGCAAGUGGUAGGCUCACUCAUCGAGUGAGCAGAUGGUUGCUAGCAUUCCUCCUCCACUCUCCUCCAGCUUCUUAGACAUGGCUCCUAUUAGCUUUCUCCUCUGGGUGUCAGAAUAUAACCUUUUGUUAUGUAUGUGAAUAUCCUCCUUUCCUCACACAUGUCCGGGACCCUAUCGGCUAUCAUCUUUCUUCCCUCUUAAUGGACCAAGAGUUUGGUUGGGGUUAGCAGACAGUAUUUUAUUGUCAACUCAGGCAGUCAAUCCCCAAGGAAUAGAAAAGAACUUAAAGAAUGUUUUUAUAAAGUGCUGCAAAACCCUUGACUGUACAAAAGCUGUGUUGUGAGCCAGUUGUGAGACUUCCUUAAUGUAUGCUUAUUGAGUCCAAAUUUUACUGUAUGGUUGUUUUAAGUUCUGCCUGUACCAUACAGAGCCUAGGAUCAUGUCCCUCAAAUGGAUGUGUGUACUGCAAAUGGCUAAUUAGAUUUCUGUAAUGCACUUGUCAUGCCAGCUUAUGAUUUGCCCAAGCAGAAAUGCAAAUAAUAAUAAGCAUUUACAUGUCAUUCAUAAUAGAAAAGAAAAAAUAGUCCAUCUGGGGAGACUUUCAUUAAACACACUAUUUUUCAAGAAACUGAAGAGAGGUGGUACCAGCCAGACUUUCAUCUCUUUCACUCAAAUAGCCUCCCUUCUACAGACCUCUGUUACUUUUCCAGACUGUGGUAACAAGGAUAACUGGAAGCCCAGCCUCCUUUUUAUUCCUCUUGAAUACAGAGAACCCAUUAGGAGCUUUUUAAAAUUUGAUAAAUGAACACAAACCCAAAUAAAUAAUAUGGAGCAUUUAUAAUAUUCAGAUGUGGCUGAGGACACCUGUCUAUAGAAAGCUUCACUUUACUUUCAGAGAGUACACGUAUUAAUAACCUAGGCCUUGUCUUCCAAAAGCCACUACCACAUUAUACCUAAUAUGCCAUACACCCUGUUUUCUGUAGCCCAUGUGCAAUUUGACACUGCAUCCAGGUUGUGGAACUAUCUUUAAUAAACAGUGGGGAAACCUAAGAUAAUUGGAUACAUCAGGGGAUUUCUUGGUUUAUUUAUGCAGUUAUAUGUAUAGAUAAAGCUCAGUCUUUAAUUGUUAAUCAGUUUCUGUUCAGAUUAUAUCACGUCAUUCUCACUGUCAGGCUAGUCAUGUUAGUGGGAGGCCAAAAAAGAAUCAAGCCCUAACUUUUGUUAGCAUUAACACAACACUUUUAAUUUUUAAAUAUAGGUUAAUGAGCACCUGGCUAGAUUAUUGGUUUGUUAAUUGAAAAGGGGGUCCCAUGCAAUGUGACCAUCCUUAAACCUAGUCUCUUUUAUGUAGGUUAACAUAAUUAUUAGUUUUCUUCUGGGGAUUAGAGUCAUUUUCCCCCCACUUAACAAUUCCACAUUCCCAAUGUCCUGAGUGAGCAAAGUGAAUCGGUAACUGAAUUUGGCUGGCACUUUUCUGUCCUCUUGGCCCAGGUACACACAGCCCCGAUUGCCAAAAAUAAUGACCAAGUAGGAAACUGAGUGUGGUGUGGAAAGGAUACCUGUUGUAAGGACUGACUUGCUGUGGAUUCUUUAUAACAGUACAUUUUUUUGGUAUGAGUGAAAAGACUUGUAGGAAAGGUCAUUUUUUAAAUCCAAGCUUUGUUUGGGCCUGAAUAUUUUAUUUGCCUGGUCAAGGAAGCAAGAUUAGACAUUUGCAUUAAAAUCUUUUAUAAACAUAGCUAUUUGGAAGGCUGCCUGCUUCCCAAUGGCUUUGGUGGGAUCACUCUUCUGGGAGAGGUUCAAGGGCAACCAAAGACAAGAAGUCAGAGGUUUUGUUUAAUUGGUCCUUGUUUGGGUGUAGUUUUCAGAAAAGGAAAAAAUGGGGGGGGGGUGAGAAUCUGUGGAAUAACUUGUUUUGGUUACUGCCUCGAAAGCUUUUUCAUUUAACUCCUCCCCACCCCCUGCCGCCCCCAAAGAGAUGAGUCAGGAAAAUUCAGUGGCAUAACUGGAAUCAACAGGCAGAAAUAUAAGAUAAAAGUGGUUCAAAAUCACUGAAUAUAAAAUGUGGCCUUUUUUUUCUCCAAGUCAGGUCCACAUUCUGAAGUGUUAACUCUACUCACAUGGUGCCUAUUAACUCUAUAAUUUAUAUUCAAAAAAUGCUAUCAUCUCUGCCUCCUGCUCAUAUAACACUAUGCCAUGUUUGCAGUCUGCUGGAAAAUGGAGGCAUAUCCUAUUAUAAACAGUAGAUUAGAACCAAGAAGAGUGUGGUUUUACACCCCAAAUACUUAACCUGAUCAGCCCAACUGUUUUCAGGUGGGAAUUAAAGGGACACAGUUAAUCUUUGGCACAUAGUUCCUGCUUUAUCCAUAGGCAAGAGCUUUGUUCAGUUGUGACGGGAGGAGUGGCCUGUACCAUGACUGUUAUUUUAGAAAAAAAAAGGAAAACAUGCCAGCACUCUCGCUCUUCCCCUGUAGAUUGUUCAUUGAGACUGUUACUAAGCAUAUCCUUUGCAAAAACCAGCAUUUUUGCCAAUGGCUUACAGGUAAUUCCCUGAGAAGAGCCCUGCUUCUCUCUCUUUUCCUACCUACUUGUGUUCUAAUUUGAGGUAAAAGCACUUUGUUCCUUAUAUACUGCAGGAAGAGAUUUUAAGAAAGAUUGUUAAACAUUUUGCCAUCACAAGACUGUUGCUGAGAAAUAGGCUGGAUUCAAAAACAGAACUCACUUCAGUGAAUUCAGCAAUUCAAAAUGGACCUGUCUGUGGUGGUUUAUCUAAAGGUAAAGAACUUGAGCUAGACUGUUGAUUCUGUAAGGGGCCUAUUUCACAUGUAGUAGGAAAUAGGACUUGCUUUAGGAUUCUAGAAGGGGUAGGGGGCAUGGUGGAGAAAGCAGGGGCUGACAGUGGCACAUGUUAAUUUAGCCUUCUGUGUGAAAAUAAACUUUUUUUUUUUAUGGUGGGUAAACAUUUUUUAAGUUUAAAAUCUGCCUUAGAUUAGGGCUGUGGUUAUUGCUACUGCCUGCAGUGGCUCAUGUGAGUGCAAAUUUACCUACAGUUAAUCUCAAGGGCUAGCACUCCUUAUAGAACCACUGCUCCUUCUAAGUACACUGUUGAUUUCCCUAAAUCUUGUAUAUGUGGACUUGAUGUGGGGAGGGAAAAAGAAAUUGUUUGUAUAGUUUGAAAUGGUUCUAAAUGGUACUUCAGACCUUGAUUAUUCCUAAAUAAAAUACAUAAAACCA